Serendipita indica DSM 11827 is the source of this 1068-nucleotide messenger RNA. The record is from the annotation of a GenBank genome assembly. Lineage: Eukaryota; Fungi; Basidiomycota; Agaricomycetes; Sebacinales; Serendipitaceae.
AUGGCAGCCGCCUUCAAGGCCAAAGGAAAUGAGUUUUUCAAAGCGGGAAACUAUGCCGCUGCAGUUGGAGAGUACACUAGCGCGAUGUUGGCAGAUCCAAAGGAUGCGACGUUUCCCCUCAAUAGAGCCGCUGCAUACUUGAAGCUCAACAAGUUCCAAGAUGCAGAGCGGGAUUGCGGUCGUGCCUUGACAAUUGAGCCGAAGAAUGUCAAGGCGCUAUUCAGACGCGGGCAGGCGAGAGCGGGACUAGGUAACUAUUCCACCGCACUUCAAGAUAUAGAUCAAGUCCUGAAAUUAGAACCAGCGAAUGAAACUGCAAAGCAAGAACAAAAGCGGAUUCAAGCCCUGUUGGAUGACGAGAAACAGGCACGCAUUUCGGAAGAAGAUACGCACUGCUUCCAACGUCGGCGGGUGCCCAUUGAAAUUGUCGAGGACGAAGAGGCUCCGACGGUCGAUGGUACCAGCACCCAGCCCUCCUCGGUGAACAAGGACGCGCCUAUCAUCGAAAUAAUAUCAGAAGGAGUUUCGAAGGAGUCAUCCAACCCACCAAAAUCCUUUCAACAAGCCAAACAAGAGCGCUCCUCGCGAGUCAAGGCCGUCGGUGGGGGAAUCUUCAAAAGAGACGGGACUCACUCUGCGUCGAUCUUUGAGCCGAAGGAUGUGACGUCGAAGCCCAGCGGCAACACCCCACCGGAAGUUGAGUCGCCGAUCGUUACUCCAAGCCCGGCUCCGCAAGAACCACCGCGCAACGCAUUCGAGUUCUCGAUACAAUGGAAUUCCGCCGUUGAUGACAAGGCGAAAUGGAAGAUACUAAAAAGUGUAGCACCACAAACGCUACCCACUCUAUUUCGUACAUCGCUCGAGCCGCAGUUACUCGGUGGGAUUCUCCAAAUCCUCCUUUAUGGAUCGGCGAACGGAGGGGAGAAGCGCGAUAUCACACAGUAUCUUACGUAUCUUGGCCAGAUACCGCGGUUUGCCAGUUUAGCACUCUUCCUGAGUCAAUCGGAAAAGGAUGCCGCACGCAAAAUCAUCUCCUGGGUGGGAGAAUCUGUAGGCUGGAAAGUCUAA